AUGGAACAAAAUAGUAAGAAUGCUCUUGAUAGAUCAGAAGACGUCACGAAUAAUGAAAAUAUAAUUUUUUUCGGAGGAGCGGGACUAUUUACACGAGUAAUAAUUACAUUGGUGAAUAUCCUAAUGUUAACAAAUUUACUACUAGACAUAAACAUAAGUUGUGAUGGAUAUUUACGUACAUGGAUCAUAGGAUCAUCAAUAUUAAGCUUUUUCUUGAUGUCAUUUAUAAGAAGAGUCCCAACUUUUCUAAAGGAAGAUAAAGGACUACUUUCAGAGCUUAUUUUAAUGUUUAUAUUUUUUAUAUGGACAUAUUUUGGGACUAUCCAGAUUAAUAAAUCAAAUGCUUGCCAAAAAAUUGCACCACAUUUGUUUUGGACGGUGUUCUAUUGUAGGAUUGAUUUUAAGUUUAAUGAUUAUAACAAUAGGAUCGUUUUUUUUUACAAAAUCAAAGAAAGUGAAAUUGUAAUUGAAUUGAAAUUUUUGGAACUUUAUAUUUUAUUGUUAAAAUUUUUUUUGUAA
This is a messenger RNA of Plasmodium vinckei vinckei, 519 nucleotides long. Its product is annotated as conserved Plasmodium protein, unknown function. The transcript has 9 exons. The record is from RefSeq and is a predicted model, not a curated record. NCBI's taxonomy places the organism in Eukaryota, Apicomplexa, Aconoidasida, Haemosporida, Plasmodiidae. The coding region runs from base 1 to 519 and encodes 172 amino acids.